Molecule: messenger RNA, 1734 nt
Organism: Cyclospora cayetanensis
Lineage: Eukaryota; Apicomplexa; Conoidasida; Eucoccidiorida; Eimeriidae
Exons: 2
Coding region: 1-1734 (577 amino acids)
Source: RefSeq, a predicted model, not a curated record
AUGAGAAACGUAGCGGCCCCCGUCAUCGUCCUGCUCGCCUCCCUAGCGGGUGGCGCAGUCGAUGCACAGAGCAAAAAGCACGCCCGUUCUUCUGCCCCUGCACCGGCAGUCCCCGAAUUCAAGCCAGCUAGUAUUGUUCCCCCACCGGUCGAGGUGCCUAGACCUCUUCUGGUAGAGGAGGAGUGCUUUGAAGUUCCGUUCAGCGUCGAAAAGACCUGCUAUCGGGACGAGGUUGUGUCACGCCCAUCCAGCUGUCCAGCCCCCACCAGCCACGAAUUUUGUACUGUGUCACAGCAAGAUGCAGAGGGCCGGUGUUUCCGCCUCAUAGAAAAGGAGGUUCAAUUCGAGUGCCCAAAGGCUUCGCAGCAGAAGCUCUGUGCCAGGGUUCCCAAGACGGUCAAGAAGAGUUGCAGCAUUCAAGUGGAGGAGAAGUUUGCCACAACUUGCCCGAAGCAGAUUGCCGUGCCUAAGUGUGAGAUCGUGGCAAAGCCAGUGGAAGGCACUUGCAUCGACUAUGAGUCUUACAAGCAAGAGUACGAGUGCUGGGGAAGCGAGACCACAAUGGAAUGCACCGUGGAGAUGAAUGUCACCGCCCACAAGUGCAACCGCGAAGUAAAGUCGCCUGAAGAAUACGCGUACGAGGAGGUCGUCAACGAGCGCCACUGCAACAAACGCAGCGCUAUCGACCAGGGCAAGUGUGUUCGCAGCAUUCUCACGGAGGAGCAGUACCCCUGCAACGAGCAGAAGUGGGAGAAGAGAUGCUCCGACGUAAAGAAGGUUGUGCAAGAGCCCUGCGAGAAGGAAGUCAAGGGCGUUGAAAGCUAUGAUUGCAGUGAAAUCAAGGUUCAACAAGUCCCGAAGACAUGUACCCGCCGAGUGCCCCGCAAGGCGCUGGUCGAAAGGUGCGGCGAUUUUAAAAAGAAGGGCAGACUUCUCGCCGGUAAGAAAAGCAAGUGCAAAAUGGUGGAAGUCGACACUGAAGAGAUUGAGACCUACCCUUGCACCGAAGACGUACAUAUCUCCGUUCCGAAAGUCUGCACCCGCGAGAUUUCGCGUACGCAGCACCUCAUGUGCCCGCGUGAGGUGCCCGACAUUCAGUGCGACAUGGAACUCAUUGAUAUUCCCAAAAACUGCAUCCGCCAAGUUACAAAAGAGGAGGAGGUGCCGUGCUCUGCCGUGCAUCAUUUCAAUGAAUGCGAGGACGUCCCUCGCAAGGUACCCCGCAAGGGCUACCGUUUUGGCGUCCGCCAAGAAACCUUCGACUGCCCCCGGCACGAGUUCUUCGAAAAAUGCCAUGAGAUCAAAAAGCCUCGAAGAAGCACCUGCGUCGCUACUCUGUUCCGGCAUGUGGAAAAGCCUUGCGAGCACCACGAGUUCGAGGAGCUCUGUCACGAUGAGGAGCAGACCGUUGACACCCCGUGCAUCGAUUCGCGCCUCAUCGAUAUCGACUAUCCUUGCCCCGAGCAGAUCGAAGAGGAGCACUGCGUCAACGUGCCAGCCUACGAAAUGGGCACCUGCACCACAGUCAUCCAGGAGAGCGAGGAAUACCCCUGCCCCAAGCGCGAGCCGAAGAUCCGUUGCAAGGACGUUCGAGGAGAACGCAGCGCCACCUGCUUUAAGCCCGAGACUACUCGGGUUCCCUACACGUGCUAUGAGGUCGAUUUUAAGGAGCAGUGCGUGCAGCUCGCCACUACUGAGGCACCCCCCGCCCCUGUGAAGCCGGCCAAAAAGUAG